AUAGUACUAGUAAAUAGAAGAAGAAACAAUGAAAGUACUAUUAAGAUCUGCAAGUGUUAGCCUAGGUAAUACAUCUAUCGUCUUCUUGUCUUUCUUCAGUUCCGGUCCCACACCGUUCUAAUACAGUUAAUAGCCGCCCAGACCCUGAGACCCCCAACCCAAGUUCACUGUCAAAGUGUAAUACCCAGAAAACUCAAUCAAUCCACCUUAUUCAAUAAUGGAGGAUGAGAAACAACAGCAACAACAUCAAAAACAUCCAGAAGAAGAGGAACAGAAACAACAACAACAACAACAACAUCAAGAAGAAGAAGAAAAACAGCAACAAAAAGAACAACAAAACCAAGGGGAAGAAGCAGAAAAUAAGCAAAACCAUGCAGUGUUACAAUUUCUAUUAAACAAGAGGUCAACACCACCAUCUGAUCAUUCUCCUGUUGACUCUCCACUUUCAUCUGACCACUCUUCUCUCAGCCACGGCUUCUCUCCACCACCCCCAACAUCUCAACCUUCUGACCACAACUCCAAGCCACCAGCUGUAACAGUUUCCAGGGCGGAGUUCACAUCUAGAGACCAGUCAAUUGCUACUACUGUUGAAGUUGAAGAGCAGAGUCAAAAACUUGGUUCUGGCAGUGGUAAAAGUUUGAGGCCUGAUUUGUCCAUAUUAAGAAGAACCAAGAGAGAUAAGAUGGUAAGAAAGGCUUUGUUGGGGUUUAGGAUUUCUGGGUUUGCUUUUUGUUUGGUUUCUUUCUCUGUUUUAGCUGCUGAUAAAGAUCAAGGUUGGGCUAUUGAUUCUUUCUACCACUACAAGGAGUUCAGAUACUGUAUGGCAGUGAAUGUGAUAGGAUUUGUGUACUCUGGGAUUCAGGCAUAUGAUCUAGCCUACCAACUGACCUCCGGAAAACAGAAACCCCGGAGUCGCCUCCGGUGUUUCUUAGAUUUCGUUUUGGAUCAGAUGCUGGCUUAUCUUCUCAUAUCAGCAUCAUCUUCAGCUACUGUCCGAGUUGAUGACUGGCAAUCCAACUGGGGAAAAGACAAGUUCCCGGAGAUGGCAAGGGCCUCUACGGCAUUGUCCCUGGUAGCAUUUAUUGCCUUAGCCUUAAGCUCACUUAUAUCUGGUUAUACUCUUUCUACUUUCAAAUCUAUGUAGCCUAUAACACUUCUGGGACCUACGUAUUAGGUGUGUAAAGAUUAAAUUGUUUGAAAACAGCAUGUACUGGAACCAAGUGGUAGGGGACUCAGUUUAGAACAAUGAAGCAUUGAAUUGUGUACAGAAAGUUUCCCUUACUUCACUUGGAAUAUGUGUAAAACAAAGAUGAUGAAUGAUUUCGAAUUUUCAACAAGUUUGGUUAGCAGAUCCCUGUGAACUUAAUAUUUAUGCUUUCACAUUUCUGCAAUGAUACGAGGUUAGAGUAGGGGGUGGGCUCAAGAAUAUAGGUCUGCUGCCAUGCCAUGUCCAGGUCCAAGUUCCCACCUUAGGCCCACCUCAUUGCCGGUAAGGGGGAGUAGGCUCAAUUGACCAUAAACGAGGGCCAGGCUGAAUUGACCACAAAGAAUGAGCCAGGCUGAAGUGACCAUGACUUCUGUUUGUUUGGGUUUGGCCACUUCAAUUGUUAUCACAUUUACAUUCGAAGGGAACAAAAGAAAUCUGAUUUUGCAUUUGCCAAAUUUUUGAAAGGUCAUCAAGGCAUUCUUACAUACCAGAAAAUUGUCGAAGGAACAUGAAAUACGGUGAGCGUAUAUUAGAUAAAUGAAGGCAGUGAAAGGUGAGCGUGCUGUGACAAUAUAUAGUGCUGUGACUCCAUCAGCUAUCAUAUAUAUAUAUAUAUAUAUUUUUUUUUUCUCUCUUCCAAUGGGUCUAUUUUGGAAUUUGGAGAAACUGAAUCUUUCCUGGAGAGUGAAGGUGAAGGCAGUUAUUGAUCCCAAAGGCAUUUAUCCUUUUUUCUCUCAAAACCCUGGAAGGACUGGCCUAUGUUGACACUGGCAGACUUGCAGGAGAAUUGGUCAUGUAUCCAAUCCAAGAAGAGAAUUAAUUUAAAUGUAAUUUCUCGUUGUUUUUUUCCGUUUUUUGGCCAGUUUUCUUGUUGAGCAGCUUUAUACAAUUUUAAUAGAAGAGUCUAAUCA
Durio zibethinus is the source of this 2118-nucleotide messenger RNA. Its product is annotated as CASP-like protein 4A1. NCBI's taxonomy places the organism in Eukaryota, Viridiplantae, Streptophyta, Magnoliopsida, Malvales, Malvaceae. The record is from RefSeq and is a predicted model, not a curated record.